AUGAAGCUGCUCAACAGCCAGGGCCACCUGACCAACCCUGCAUUGCACAACGAGUUGGUCACGAAGUUACCACCAGCUCAACGGAUGCAAUGGGGAGAGUAUCUAAAGACGCAAGGGUUGACGACCGAUCAGCUCGGACUCGACACGUUCUCGUCCUGGCUGGGAGAGCGAGCUGAGGCUGCAGCGCUGGUGGCGCCAGCCAAGAGCCUUGCACAACCAGCGACAACGUACAAGCCUCGCGGGCAGACAGCACUGCACGCAGCCAGCUCAUCUGCAAACGAGGCCAGGCGAGACAAACCAGUUCGGUCCUGCCGGAAUUGCAACGGCAGCCACUGCAUCACCUGGUGCCGAAGCUUCAAGGCACUGCCAGUGAAACAGCACCGGGAAUUAGUAUACGAAUGGAAGCUAUGCACCUGCUGCCUGAGGUCCGGGCACUGGAGGGCAGCGUGUCAGUCGGGAGGAUGCGAACGUUGUCCAGCCAGGCACCACACUCUGCUCCACCAAGAGCGUACCCAGCGGACUAGUGGAGCACGAGGGGGCUCGACGACUGACGGAACGAGUGGAGCACGAGAGAGCUCGAACACUGACGGAACACAGCCCCAGGCAGCGACCAACCAUCAAACCAGUGCAUCGAUGGGAGAUCAGAUUGCCUUCAUGACUGUGCCAGUAGUGCUGGAGUAUGAGGGUCGCCAACAGCGCGUCACCGCAUUGCUGGACCCAGCCUCUACUACCAGCUUUCUGACGGAUGACGCUGCGAGUAAGCUUGGCAUAGUCGGCAAGCCCCAGUCGCUCCAGACAACUGUUCUGGGCGGUAAGACAGUGACAGGACAACACCAGUGUGUUGAGGUCACUAUGAGAAGUGUGGAUGGCAACUACAGUGCGGACCUCGAGGUGUGGACCCAGCCACAGAUUACCACCCACACAGCACCGGUCAACUGGGACAAGAUCAAAUGCUGUUAUGAGCACCUGAGAGAUAUUCCAUUACCACCAACCAACACCCGCACUCCGGAGCUACUAGUAGGCCUGAAUGUGCCGGGAGCACAUACUACACUGGAAGAAGUCGUUGGCAAUGAUGGUGACCCAAUCGCUCGUCGCCUACCAUUGGGCUGGGUGUGCUUUGGACCAGUAGUGACGCCCUCACAGUGCUCGAUGACCACAGCCGUCACGCCAGCAGAUGACAUGACACCACAGCAGCGAUUGGACGCUAUUGUGGAGAAGUUCUGGUUGUGGGACGAUGUUGGGACUGUGACACAGUCUACCCUCACCCAGGCAGAAAUCGAAGCCGACCGUCUGGUACGUGAGAUGACUACUCACGAUGGUACUCGGAUCGUCACUGGCAUCCCAUGGACGAGUGACGGUGGUCGGCCGCAACUGACAAGCAACAUCGCGACAGCCAAGAGCCGCUUAUUCAACCUGGAGCGCUCGCUAGCUCGGCGCCCACCAGUAUACGACCAGUACCGUCAGCUUGUAGCUCAACAUCUAGAGAAGGGUUACAUCACGAGGUGCGAUGCCGACGUUCUCACCGAGCCAGACCAGUGGUUCCUGCCCCAUUUUCCAAUAGUGCGGCAGGACAAGGAGACAACGAAAGUGCGUAUGGUCUUUGACGCUGCAGCCACCCACGACGGCCAGUCACUGAAUGACCAUAUGUAUGCUGGGCCGAAACUACAGCAAGACCUGGUGGAGGUCCUGCUAGGAUUCUGUCAGGAACCUGUUGCACUCGUCGGCGACAUCGCUGAGAUGUUCCUGCAAGUCGGCCUCAAACCCGCAGAUAGGCGGUAUGUGAGAUUCUUGUGGCGAGAGUCCCCACAAUCUACCAUGGAAGCGUUUGAAUUCAACCGAUUGGUAUUUGGCCUCAAGGCGUCGCCAUAUCUAGCCUGCCGUGCCGUCAAGGAGGUUGGAAGCAGAUUUGGCUCUAACUACAAUGACAUGGCUCGUAGUGCUAUCGACCGGUCUCUGUACGUGGACGACCUGCUCAAGUCCUGUCCUACAACUGAUAGCGCUAUCACCACUCAGCGGGAAGUCCAGUCCCUCCUGCAACAUGGUUCAUUCCACCUGCGCCAAUGGCGGAGCAACGACCGCCAAGUGCUGGAGGCUAUACCCAAGGCUGACCGUGCUACAGAUUCGCUACUGCAUCUCAGUAGCAACGACAACCCGACCAUCUCCAAUCCAGUCAAGACACUCGGCGUAGCUUGGAAUGCGAGAGAUGAUGUGUUCACCUUCGUUUACAAAGCAACAUCACCGCAGCAACUCACGAAACGAUCACUGUUGUCCAAGAUGGCUACCAUCUAUGAUCCACGAGGUCAGCUGUCACCCUUCACUAUCCGUGCACGGCUGAUGUUCCAAGAGCUAUGUACGCAGCAGAAGGAUUGGGACGCCGCACUGUCUGAUGAACAGAGCUCUAAGUGGCAGCGGUGGUUUGCGGAAUUACCAUUGCUGGCAGAGAUCAAGGCAGAUCGAUGUUUCAAGGAUGCACAUCGUCCUCCAGAGUCCGCGGCACUCUCAGUGCACGUCUUCACCGAUGCGUCAUCGCAUGCAGUCGCUACAGCAGUAUACGUGCGCUGCGAGUACCCUGAUGGCUUCGUGAAAGUCACGCUCGCAUUCGCCAAAGCCAAGACCGCGCCAAUCAAGCCAACCACCAUCCCGAAGCUCGAACUUCGUGGCGCAGCCCUGGGAGUACGUGCGAGUCAAGUCGUAGCUCGAGCGCUAGACAUACCAGUAGAGAAGCAUGUAUACUGGACUGACUCAACCAACGUUCUGUACUGGCUGCGCAGCAACGCCAAGAACUUCCGGAGCGACAUUGCCACUCGUAUUGUUGAGAUCCAGAAGAGUACUACAGCCGAUCAAUGGCGCCAUGUGCCAGGCAAAGUCAAUCCAGCCGACCUCGGCACCCGUGGCGAGCGCGCAGCCGACUUCAUACGGAACGAUACCUGGUGGAGAGGACCCCAGUUUCUGCAGUCGGCACCGGCAGAAUGGCCGAAAACCAACCUCACUGUGCCAGCUCAGCUCCCCGGACAACUGAAGAAGAAGCCAGCCAUCACGUUCGCCGUCGAACAUGAACAGAUCAGGCUAAGCCCAUCUACGUACUCGUCCUGGUCGCGGCUAGUACGCAUCACGGCAUGGUGCUUGCGAUUCCUAGGCAACCUGAGAGCAAGGAUCACGAGGGAGCGAGCGGUUCCCACCAGCGCGGUAGUGGUACCAUUGCAACAGACUGACGGGACGUCUGCAAAGAGUGCAGCCAGCAACUCCACAGAACAACACGCUACGGAGGAGUUGUCGCCGCAAGAACUGCAGAAUGCGGAACUACACUGGGUUAGAGCGGCUCAAGUCGACACCUAUGGAGGCACAAUCCAGCGAAUUGCACUUGGAAAGACUCUGCCGGCAUCCGACCCGCUACAACGGCUGAAUCCGGUGUUGCUCACAAUUGAAGGUGUUCCUAUACUGACACUGAGUGGACGACUAAAGGAAUCGGCACAUCUCUGCCGUGGUCUACAGCAGCCCAUGUUGCUGCCACCAAACUAUCGGGUGACACAGCUGUUGAUCAUGCAAGAGGAUCAACAAUGCCACCAUUCUGCAGGGUCCCAACACCUACUGGCGAAUCUCAGGCAGAGGUUCUGGAUCGUGAACGGCCUUGCAGCUGUAAAACGCGCACGCCGAAGCUGUGUGAGGUGCCAGCGGAUGAAUGCUAAUCCAGCAGAACAGCUGAUGGGACCUGUGCCCAGUGUACGAACAACUCAGUCGUUCAAACCCUUCAGCAAUUGUGGAGUCGACUUCGCGGGCCCAUUUCUCACGAAACAAGGCCGCAGUCGGGCACAGCAGAAACGCUAUCUGUGCGUCUUCACUUGUGUGGAGACCCGGGCCUGUCACCUAGAGAUGGCGACAUCGUUGAACGCAGACAGCUUCUUGAUGGCGUUCUCUAGAUUCGUAAAGCGUCGGGGAAAUCCAUCCGUCAUGAUAUCCGACAACGGCACCAAUUUCGUUGCCGCUGAGAGAGAGCUUCGUGAAGCUGCCGAGCAGAUUGAUAGGCAGAAGGUAGAACGUCGGUCCGCCGAUGAUGGUAUCAAAUGGCGUUUCAAUCCACCACGUUCUCCCCACUUUGGCGGUAUCUUCGAAGCAGUAGUGAAAGCAGCAAAGCGUGCACUCACUCAUGUGCUGGGCAAGGCCAGCUUGACUGAUGAGGAGCUCGUCACUGCCUUCACCGAGGUUGAGAAUAUCCUGAAUUCCCGUCCUCUCACACAGCUCAGCACUGACCCGCAGGAUGCCGAUGUGCUGACCCCGAAUCAUUUCCUCGUUGGCCGCAUAGUGCAACCACUUGAUUUGGAGAUGGAAGUGAAUGCCUCUGACGGCGUCCACCCGCGGAAGCGUUGGCAAGUAGUACAGCAGCAUGUGUGUCAUGUAUGGACCCGCUGGAUGAAGGAACUGGUUCCGCUAUUGAACCUCAGGAAGAAAUGGAGAGCAGAGAGAAGAGAGCUGCAGAAAGGCGACUUGGUGCUGUGCCCAAGUCCGGAUGUGACACGUGGCCAGUGGCCACUAGGCAGAGUCGUAGGAACCCAUCCAGGAGCCGAUGGUCAUGUAAGGGUAGUGGACGUGAAGAUCGCCGACAAGAUCAAGCGCCGGAGUGUUCACCAGCUUGUUCCAUUGUGUGCAGAUAGUGGCUGA
This is a messenger RNA of Sycon ciliatum, 4656 nucleotides long. RefSeq lists its product as uncharacterized. Gene Ontology annotation, molecular function: nucleic acid binding. Gene Ontology annotation, biological process: DNA integration. The transcript has a single exon. The record is from RefSeq and is a predicted model, not a curated record. The coding region runs from base 1 to 4656 and encodes 1551 amino acids. Lineage: Eukaryota; Metazoa; Porifera; Calcarea; Leucosolenida; Sycettidae.